Siniperca chuatsi (mandarin fish) is the source of this 752-nucleotide messenger RNA. Its product is annotated as methionine-R-sulfoxide reductase B1-A-like. The record is from RefSeq and is a predicted model, not a curated record. The transcript is spliced from 4 exons. Gene Ontology annotation, molecular function: peptide-methionine (R)-S-oxide reductase activity. Lineage: Eukaryota; Metazoa; Chordata; Actinopteri; Centrarchiformes; Sinipercidae.
GCGGAAUGUUUCUGCUUGUCCAGAAACUUUAACUGCGCCUGUAAAGAAGCCAGCACACCAAGCUGAAAGCCAAGCGAUGUCGUUUUGUAGUUUCUUCGGCGGGGAGGUCUAUAAAGACCAUUUUAAACCUGGGAUUUAUGCCUGUUCCAAGUGUGAUCACCACCUGUUCACCAGCCGCUCCAAGUACGAGCACUCAUCUCCCUGGCCAGCCUUCACAGAGACCAUCCAUAAGGACAGUGUGUCCAAACAUGAGGAGAGACCUGGGGCAUAUAAGGUGCGGUGUGGGAAAUGUGGAAAUGGACUAGGCCAUGAGUUUGUGAAUGAUGGGCCUGCCAAAGGACUGUCCCGCUUCUGAAUAUUCAGCAGCUCACUGAAGUUUAUCCCAAAAGAUAAGGUUGAUGGACAGUAAGGUGAGCCGUCAGAGGGAAGCGCUGCUGGACUGUUUCUCUGUGCUGCUGAAGGUGCGGUCAGUGGAUGAAGUGCCCUGGGACAAAGCCCAGUCUGGGACUGCCAGGGCUCUGAUGAAUGAUGGCCUCACUGGACAGCAAGAACAGAGGACUGGUCUCAACCCCUUUUAUUAUGCAGUCAUCUCACACUCUGUAUCCAGGAUAGCCUCACUGAUAACACAAUCACUGUCUUAUCAGUUUGACAUUUAUACUAUUUUCACUCUUGAGAGGCUUUAUGUAAAUGGAUCAAAAUAUCUGAUAUGCAAAUAAAUAUAUUUGAAAUUAAAAUAACACUUUAAUAAUUAA